Messenger RNA from Erigeron canadensis, 2675 nucleotides. Its product is annotated as probable LRR receptor-like serine/threonine-protein kinase At4g37250. The transcript is spliced from 2 exons. The record is from RefSeq and is a predicted model, not a curated record. Bases 81 to 2402 code for a protein of 773 amino acids. Gene Ontology annotation, molecular function: protein binding; ATP binding; protein kinase activity. NCBI's taxonomy places the organism in Eukaryota, Viridiplantae, Streptophyta, Magnoliopsida, Asterales, Asteraceae. Gene Ontology annotation, biological process: protein phosphorylation.
UCUCUCUCUAACCCCUGUUUUCUCUCUCUACAAGGAAAAAAAAAAACAAUGUUGUAUCAUUUCUCUCAAACGCAAACACAAUGAACAAAAAAACCAUGGCCAGCCACUAUAUUUUCCUACCAAUUAUUGCUCUGUUUUUUGUUAAUCAAUCAUUUGGAUUGACAACUGAUGGUGUUUUAUUACUCUCAUUCAAAUAUUCUGUUUUAACCGAUCCUUUUGGUGUUUUAGAUAAUUGGAAUUACUCCGAUGAAUCACCGUGUUCUUGGAACGGUAUCGUUUGUGGCACUCCUGGUGACCCGGCUGCUAAUAACCGGGUCACUGCAGUGUCACUACCUAAUUCAAAAAUUAUCGGUUUCAUUCCCGCCAAUCUUGGUUUGAUUCAACACCUUACUAAACUCGAUUUAUCAAAUAAUUCAAUCAACGGGUCUAUGCCGUUAUCAUUAUACAACUCAACGAAACUCAAAUACCUCGAUUUUUCAAAUAAUUUGAUAUCGGGGGAGCUUCGUGAGCUUGUUAAAGGAUGGAAAAGUCUCGAGCUUCUCAACAUUUCCGAUAAUUCGUUAUCCGGUCAGCUUCCAGAAAAUCUAGGUGUUUUGACCAACUUAACGGUUGUUUCGUUAAAAAACAAUUAUAUUCACGGGAAUGUACCAACAGGGUUUAAUUCCGUUACGUUUUUAGAUCUAUCUGCGAAUUUAAUCAAUGGUUCGUUACCUAAAGAUUUUGGCAGCAGUGAUCUUGUUUAUUUUAACAUUUCGCACAACAGAAUUUCGGGCGAAAUUCCCCCGGAAUUCGCUAACAAAAUUCCAACAAACGCGACAGUCGAUUUGUCUUAUAAUAACUUAACUGGCCCGAUACCUGAGUCAAGUGUUUUUUUCAAUCAAAACCAAACAUCUUUUUCAGGAAAUUCUGAGUUAUGUGGGAAACCGUUAAAAAACUUGUGUUUGAUACCUUCUUCGGCAUCUACACCGCCAAAUGUGACGUCAUCACCACCAGCUAUAGCCGCGAUCCCAAAAACCGCAGAGUCGUCUCGGUCAACAAACAAUAAUAAUAAAUCAUCAAAAUCCGGUUUUAAAACCGUGACGAUUGUUGGUAUUGUUGUUGGGGAUGUUGUUGGCAUCGCGAUUUUGGCGACGGUUUUUAUUUACAUUAUAAAGAGGCGCAAAAAGGUUGCGCCUCAGAAGUCAGAAAACAGGACUAAUAAGGAAUUUGACUGGGCGUCAUCUUCGGAAGACCAAGAGCAUAAGUGGUUACGUAGCUCAUUGCCUUGUUUGACUAAACAAAAAGUCCCGGAAGAUGAGUCGUCAUCAAACGUAAGCACGACUUCUGAAAGUGAUGAAGAAAAUGAUGUGAUACUUGCGGCGUCUAAAAAUGCUAAAACCGAGGAUUCUAAAGGGGAAUUGGUGACGGUUGAUGGCGAAAAGGAGUUGGAGUUAGAGACGCUAUUGAAAGCGUCGGCGUAUAUACUCGGUGCCACCGGGUCGAGUAUUAUAUAUAAGGCGGUUUUGGAUGAUGGGACCGCGUUGGCGGUCAGGAGAAUUGGGGAAAGCGGGUUGGAACGGUUUAGGGAUUUUGAGAACCAGGUUCGGGUUAUUGCUAAAUUGGUGCACCCAAACCUGGUCCGGAUUCGUGGAUUUUAUUGGGGUGCGGACGAAAAGCUUGUUAUCUACGAUUACGUUCCUCAUGGCAGCUUAGCAAACGCACGUUAUCGAAAGGCUGGAUCUUCACCUUGUCCGCUACCUUGGGAGGUAAGACUCAAGAUAGCGAAAGGAACGGCUCGGGGGCUAAUGUACAUCCAUGACAAAAAACAAGUACAUGGGAACCUCAAGCCGAGUAAUAUUCUGUUAGGCUCUGAUAUGGAGCCUAAGAUUGGAGAUUUCGGGCUUGAAAGAUUAGUUGUGGGUGAAAAUAGUUGUAAAGUUGGGGGUUCAUCUAGAAAUUUUGGUAGCAAGAGGUCAACUGCAUCCCGUGACAGCUUUCAAGAUGUCACGGUUGGGUCAAACCCCAGCCCAAGCCCUAGUGCAAUGGGGUGCAUAUCACCAUAUUAUGCCCCCGAAUCACUCAGGAGUAUAAAGCCUAGUGCAAAAUGGGACGUUUUUUCGUAUGGUGUUGUGUUGCUAGAACUAUUAACGGGAAAGGUCAUCAUCUCAGAUGAAUUUGGACCUGCUAGCAUGACAUGGAGUUCCCCAUUGACGGAUGAAGAAAAAGUUAAGGUGUUACGAAUGGCUGACGUGGCAAUUCGUAGUGACGUGGAAGGGAAAGAGGAAACAUUUUUCACGAUUUUGAAAAUAGGUUAUAAUUGUAUAUCUCCGGUACCACAAAAGAGACCGCACAUGAAAGAGAUCCUUCACGCUCUCGACAAAUUCCCCUCUGCAUCUUCUUCGUAUUAUUUUGGUCACAUAUAAUUUAUUAGGAGGAAAUAAGUAAUUAAAAAAAAAAGAAAUUUUCUAGAUGUGUAUUUAUGAUGAAAAUGGAAGUAGGUGUUGUAUCUUUAUUUUAAAACUAGAAUUGUAUCCAUACAAUGCAUGGAGAUUGAUAGUUUCAGUGUAGAGAUACGGUUAAGACUCAUGCAUGACGGCCGAUUACACCGAUUAAUGGUAGUGGGAGGUGGUUUAAGAGAAGUGUCUAACUUUUUUUUUUUUAAUGGCAAAUUACAUCCACACUUAAUUCAUACAAUA